This is a messenger RNA of Ostrea edulis (European flat oyster), 1456 nucleotides long. RefSeq names its product scavenger receptor cysteine-rich type 1 protein M130-like. The record is from RefSeq and is a predicted model, not a curated record. Gene Ontology annotation, cellular component: membrane. The transcript is spliced from 4 exons. The coding region runs from base 1 to 861 and encodes 286 amino acids. NCBI's taxonomy places the organism in Eukaryota, Metazoa, Mollusca, Bivalvia, Ostreida, Ostreidae.
AUGGAAAUUACUGGUAUAAAAAUGAAGACCUUCGACUCCGAAUGGUCGUCUUUCCAAUCUCAGUACAGAAUGGAGAUGAAUUCUAUCCAGGACAGCGUGAACUCCACUAGAGAGGAUUAUAAAGGUCUAACAGCUCUUAGUGAAGCCAACAGCGCAUCCUGUCAGUCCAGUGUAACAGCCGUCAAUACGUCUCUGAACCAAUUCACGGAACGAUUUUCUUCAGUUAACGACACUAUUGCAAAAGUUCAACAAGAUUUAACCAUAUCCAAAGCUCUACUAGAAAGUUCAAAAUUCCAAAUCCACAACGUCACAACCGCCGUUGAGGAACUUCAAACUCAAAUGAACACCACAGGACGGCCAUCCAAUAGCCGUCUGUCGUCUUUGGUCCAAUCCAUUAGUACUCACAACAUUCAGAUAAGGAACAUUUCAUCCAUCGUGACGUCACACAGCACCAGGAUAACCUCCCUCCAGAGCAACCUAAAUGUUGCUGUUGCUGUCAACAACGCUCAAAAUGCUACCAUUUCACGAAUACACAGGACCGCAAUUUCACUCGGUGUUAGAUUGGUUGGUGGAUCCACUUCGAGAGAAGGGCGUGUAGAGAUUCUCAAUUCUGGAGCAUGGGGAACAGUGUGUGAUGAUAACUGGGACAGUGCGGACGCCAAAGUUGUGUGUAGGAUGCUGGGGUAUACGGGGUCCUAUACCGCUUUUGGGAGUGCUCACUAUGGACUAGGCUCGGGUCAGAUCUGGCUGGAUGACGUAGCUUGUUCGGGAUCAGAGACUUCAAUUCUCUUAUGCUCCAGCAGGAGCCUUGGAUCUCAUGACUGUGGACACAGUGAAGACGCUUCUGUUAAAUGCACAUAGAAUAUCAUAGAAUGAAGUCAGAUUUACUGGGUUUUAAUAUCGCGAUUCACGUAUACGUAUAUAGUGUAAUCAAGUUGUAUAUAUUUUCAAGCCUAUUAAUCUUGCUUGAUAACAGAUAUAGGCGGCAGGUGUGACCGAUAAGCAGGGGAUGUUACUCCUCCUAGGCACCUUAUCCCACCUCUGGUAUGUCCAGGGGUGCGUGUUUGCUCUUCCCUUAAUCAUAUAUUUUUAUAGAAUUAUGAGACUGAUCAUUGUUCGUUACCUUCGCUUUUACAUUCAUUACACCUGCUAUUUUGAUAUAUGAUAUUAUAUUCUGUAAUAUAUUGACAAUAUCUUCGGUGAUCAUGUCUUCCGACAGUCUGUUAGAAUUGCCAUGGGCACGAAUUGUGCUCCUUUGUUAGCUAAACUGUUUUUAUAUUUUUACGAGGCAGAAGUUUUUCAAAAGAUUCUACAUGAGAAGAAAAUAUAUCUUGCUGUGGCCUUCAACUCGAUAUUCAGAUAUAUCGAAGACGUUUAUUAACAAUAAUUAUUUUCAUAGAUAUGUCAAUUCAAUAUAUCCCAGUGAAUUCAAAAUAAAAGACACCACAUAGUCUUC